Molecule: messenger RNA, 210 nt
Organism: Aspergillus calidoustus
Lineage: Eukaryota; Fungi; Ascomycota; Eurotiomycetes; Eurotiales; Aspergillaceae
Source: the annotation of a GenBank genome assembly
AUGCGCUUCUUCACCCUUACUCUUGCGGCGCUCUUGGCCGGUUUCGCCUCCGCCUUUUGCUCACCGGGCGAAACAUCCUGCGGUGCUGGAGCCGCCGCAAACACCAUCAUGGUGUGCGGCGAGGACGGCAUCGCCAAGCCGGUCACUACCUGCUCCAAUGGCCAGACGUGCCAGAACGUGGGCGCGGACAACGGGCCCACGUGUGCCUAG